AUGUGCAGCUCCUCAAGCUUUUUCAGUAACGCCGGUGAGUCAGCGCCCGCAACGUCUCCGAACAAACCUUUGAUUAUCCUGGUAAGUUUUGUCGUUUCUGUAACGUCCUUGUUGCCGACAGGUUCCUUGAUUGCAUCUGCUAGCCCCGCUGCUGGCGCCUCCGUAUUGAUGAUACUCUUGGUGUCGGCAGUUGUUGUAAAUGCCAGUGCCGCCGUCUCCGCAAAUACCGUAUCUAGGUCGGUGAGGGUGGACUUGUGUUGCUUCACGCCUUCGAGUUCUCCUAUUUUGCUGCCGCAGUUUCUGUCGCCGGCUAACUCGCUAGUCGAUGUUCUACACGAACCAGCACCGAAUCUGAUGGCACCGUGUGGUGGUUGCCCUUGUAAAAAUUUGAUGCCGUGGACCGUUUUAAAGGUGCAGUCGGCCCCCGUUUGUGUGUUUGCCGUUGCAAAUUUUCCCUGUGUAUUGGUGAGCUCAGGCGAGCUCCUGCAGCCGCCUAUAUGUCCAGCUACGGCGGCUGCACCUCCCGCAAUUAAGAUGUAG
Messenger RNA from Trypanosoma brucei brucei TREU927, 540 nucleotides. RefSeq lists its product as hypothetical. Lineage: Eukaryota; Euglenozoa; Kinetoplastea; Trypanosomatida; Trypanosomatidae. The coding region runs from base 1 to 540 and encodes 179 amino acids. The record is from RefSeq and is a predicted model, not a curated record. The transcript has a single exon.